AUGAGUUCAAGCUCUAAUGCAGAUCAAAGAGGGAGAGGUAAAAAUAAACAUUAUUGGACACCAACACAAGACAGUGUAUUGAUUGAAUGUCUUCUAGAGUUGAGUCAAAAUUCAACAUGGCGAGCUGAUUCUGGAUUUAAGAAUGGAUAUUUGCAACAAAUGGAGAUUAUGUUAGAGGAAAAAUUACCAGGCUCGAAGUUGAAGGCCUCACCUCAUAUUGAAUCUCGUAUUAAAAAUUUGAAGGGGAAUAUUUAUAUAUAUUUAUAUUUACAACAACAUGGACUUAUUAUAUGUGUUUUUGUGAAUGUACAGAAACGAAAAGAUGCAAGUGGAUUAUAUGGGAAACCAUUUCCUUAUUACAACAAGCUAGCAGAAAUAUAUGGACGAGAUCGAGCUACUGGGACAAAUGCUGGUAAUGCUGAUGAUGAUGAAGAAGAAAUACGCCAAAAUGAUGCAACUGGUGUAAAAUUUGGAGUUGAUGAUAAUAUAGAUGACGGUGAGGAUGAUGAAGAAAUAGAUGAAUUUGAUGGUGUCUCACAUACUCAACAAUCAACUAAUAUGCAUCGUAGAUCUACUGAGAGUACUACUAGUAACCAACAACGUGGUAAGAAUAAAAAAACUAAGGUUAUGGAUGAAAUUUCUACAAAUGUUGGUGCCUUAGCAGAUUCUAUAUCUAAUAUUGUCCCGAAAUUUCAAGGAUUAAUUGAUGCAAUAUCUGAUAAGGAUGUAGCUGAGAUGCAAACCAAUUUAUUCACAGAAAUAAGCAAGAUUAAUGGCCUAACUCCAAUGCAGUGUAUUCAAGCAACCAACAUAUUGGCUAAAGAACCUCCAUUGAUGCGAGUGUUUUAUGCAAUAUCAGAUGAGAUGAAACUGCUAUAUAUCCUGAAUAUGUUGCAAAAUGAUGCAUAAUUUUAUAAUUGCUAGAUAUUUGGGAUUUUGUUUAUCUUUAUGUUUCACAUUAGAAUAUUUUCAUGUGGAGAUUUUAUUUAUGGUUUGGUCAGAUAUUGUUUAAUUGAAUAAUAUGAGGAUACUUUUUUUAGCA
Molecule: messenger RNA, 1042 nt
Organism: Cannabis sativa
Lineage: Eukaryota; Viridiplantae; Streptophyta; Magnoliopsida; Rosales; Cannabaceae
Exons: 2
Coding region: 1-909 (302 amino acids)
Source: RefSeq, a predicted model, not a curated record